Messenger RNA from Penicilliopsis zonata CBS 506.65, 1938 nucleotides. RefSeq lists its product as hypothetical. Gene Ontology annotation, molecular function: mRNA binding; phosphatidylinositol binding; ubiquitin binding. The transcript is spliced from 5 exons. Gene Ontology annotation, cellular component: cytoplasm; mRNA cleavage factor complex. NCBI's taxonomy places the organism in Eukaryota, Fungi, Ascomycota, Eurotiomycetes, Eurotiales, Aspergillaceae. Gene Ontology annotation, biological process: termination of RNA polymerase II transcription. The coding region runs from base 1 to 1938 and encodes 645 amino acids. The record is from RefSeq and is a predicted model, not a curated record.
AUGUCUUCGGGUCUUGCCUCUGAUGAGGUCGCCGAGGACUACAAGAACUCUUUGGAAGAUCUCACUAGCAAUGACAGAUUCCAGAUCAGCAACUUGACCGUCAUUGCCAAAGAAAACACGGAACAUGCAAUGGCUAUUUCCCGGGUCUUGGAGAAUCAUAUUCGAACAACACCACCCGCACAGAAAUUACCGGCUUUAUAUGUAGUCGACUCGAUUGUGAAGAAUGUGGGCACUCCUUACACGUUAUUCCUGGGGCGCAACAUGUACCAGACAUUCAUGAACGCAUACACCCUGGUCGACUCACAGACUCGCAAGAAGUUAGAUGAGAUGCUCAAGACCUGGAAGGAGUCUGUCCCGGGUUCUUUGGAUACUAAGCCAGUCUUUCCUCCAGAGAUCACCCGUGGUAUCGAGAGUGCUCUCAUCAAGGCAAGGACAGCAGCUCUUCAACAACAACAAGCCAGAAGCCAACAGGAUCUGCUUGGUCGCGGCCGUGGAACCGGAACACCCACUGGGUGGACUAACAGUCCUACACCACAAACUGCUCCGCGACAUCCUCAACCAAAUGUACCUAGACCCAAUAACAAUGGGCAUGGCUACGACGCCGCACGGAUUCCCCCCCAAACCCAGCAUAAUUCACAUCAGGACGUCGAUCUCGCCGCUUUAAACAGAGAUAUUGAUUCUCUGAUAGCUACAGCUCGUAGCGACUUUGCUAACAAUCCAUUGGACAAUUCCGUGCAGCAGCGUCUGAAAGCUCUUCUGGAUCUUCAAGGGAUAUUACAACGGCAGGAACUUACUCAAGAACAGCUCAGGCUCGUACGUGAUCAGGUUUCCGCACUUGCUCCAGCCCCAAAGCCUGUGCCGGCAAUUCCCCAGGCUUCCAUGGCUGCAAACAUCCCACCCGUGUCAACGACCCCAGUGUCGAAUAUACUCGCGCAACAACUCCCGCAGGCUUUUCAACAGCUAUUGAAUCCCGGGACACUGGGUGAGCUCCUCAAAGUCACUGCUGCCCGUCAGCAGCAACCUACUCCACCUCCGCAGAAUCCACUCCUCUACCCAAAAGUAACUGCAAACAUGAAUACGCCACCACCAGCUGUCCCAACACCAGCAGAGAACCCCCUCAUUGCUGCUCUGAAAGCUAGAGGACUUCUUCCUGCAACGCCUGUCCCGACAGCUUCAAAUCCGCUAAUGCCAUCUGUACCCUCUGCUUUCCCGUUUAUCGUACCUGGCCAAGUGCGGUACACCCCUCCCAUCUCUACACCCCACGCUAUAAAUGCAUCCGAAAUCAAACUCGGUGUUCAAAUGAACACUGUCUCCAUAAAAAUCCCCCAACCAACUUUGAUUAUCUCUCUGUAUGAAGCGAGAUCUAAUCGAUGCGGGACAUGCGGCCGUCGUUUCCUUACAACAGAGGAAGAUAAAGAGAAGAAGGCUCGCCAUCUAGAUUGGCAUUUCAAAACCAACCAACGGAUGGCGGAAGCCGCCAAGCGAGCCCAAAACCGCAGUUGGUACGUCGAUGAACGGGAUUGGAUUAAAUCACGUGAAUUUGGAGAUGAUCUGGAAAUCCCAGAGAGCGAUGCUCAAGGCGAGAGUGGAGCUGGAUCCGGCAGCGCGGCCGCAAAGAAGAGUCUUCCAAAGCAAUGGAUUCGUGCACCGAACGAUGCUGCAUUGCGAAACACUCCGUGUCCCAUCUGCCAAGAGAAGUUCGAAUCGACAUGGUCCGAGGAUGUUCAAGACUGGAUCUGGCAAGACGCAAUCAAAGUUGGGAACCGUGUGUAUCAUGCCAGCUGCUACGCCGAGGUCACCAAAGAUGGGCCAGCUCCAGCCCGCGGUAGCACGCCGCUUGGGCGUACGGGAACUCCAGACUCCGUCCUGGGUAAACGAAAGGCAGAGGACAACGACUCACCCUCCCACGUGCGAAUUAAAACUGAGCCAUCAUUAUAA